UACCCCGCGGAUGUUACUGCGUUUCCGUGCUUCAGCGUGCACACACGAUACAGUGGUGGAUACAGGAACGGUACACACGGACGUGCAUACGUAUAUUCAUGCACACACAUACGCGUAUACGUGUACAUACACAUACACCUUUAUGCACGCCGGCUACUAAGCGGCGUGCGUGCGUGUUCACGCACACAACGAAGACACGUUGCACACCGUAUACGCACACGCUAGCACGUAUCUUGGACACGUGCACACACCUGUUCGUCGCGCGUUUCCGCGGCGGCGCCGACGCCGGACGGUCGAUCUCGCGGACUCUCGCGGUGCGUCACGCGUGUGCGUGAGCAGUGUCACACGUUUCGUCCUCUCAACAUAGUGCCCAGAUAUCUCUUUCCUCUUCCGAGAUAUUGAGAAAAUCGCUGCUUCAAAAAGAACCACAAGAGUAUUACAUGUCUGAGUGAAACAGUGAGCGACGAGCGAAGUUUUGCAACGAUAAGUAAAUUCGGCUUUUAUUCAGGGUGCGAACGACUCUUCGCGAAAAUUUCCUCCUCGUCCGUCGCGCAUCAGGGAUUAAUUGACGCAUGGAAUGUCACUGGAAUUAUCUGACAGCCCGAGCUCCGAAUUGUUUUCGUCUUUCAUAUAUUGUAGCAUGUUUAUAGAUUGUGGAAUCGUCCGCUGUAAUUAGAUCCAUUCAUAACUAUACAUAUCCGGCAAAGAAGAGUAUACAUGCCGCUACUAGCAUCGAUUUCUACAAACUGUCAUAUCGCGCAUACACAUAGAACACGUGCUGAACGCCGUGGCUUGUGCGCGCAUCGAGGAAAGCAGGUGUCAAAUCUUGGAGUAGCGCGUGCAAUCAUUAGGCUUUUGCGCGCGUAAUCGCUUUCUCCUGCCCAAUAAAUUUGAAGACACAAAUCGCGUAAUUAAUUCGCAAUUAGUCCUGCACGAAAACACUAACGAACGACGAAACAAGUGCAUUACAGAACGAAAGAAAAAAAGAGGCGCGAGAAAAGAAGAUAUUAUCGCGGAUUCGUAGUAACCGCUCGUGCUUGGAGUAUUCUUGAGAGCGAAAGGUAUCUGUCGUGUCGCGGAGCUUACGCGAAUUUUAUCUCCUCCUUGAGUGUCGUCUAUGCACGGAAAAAGUGAGGAUUCGAGAAUCUUUACGGACGAGAAACAGUGGAGAAAAACGCACGCGAGUCUUCCUGCAUUCGUUCACAAAGUGUUCACGAGUGUUUAGUGCUCAGCGGAAAGGAAAAAGGAUCGACCCUCCACGCGGAGGACAUACGGCCAGUGGAUAUUCGGUGUUGGUGCGCGGACCGGAAGGAUCUGCGGAGUGCAGUGUGCCGAUAAUUAGAGAUCGAUAAUAUUCGGUGAGAGUGGUGAGAGAAAUAGAGAGAAAGAGAGCGAAGGAUACACAUAUAUAUUCAAACGGCGUGACGAGAGGACAGUGGAGGAAUCAUCGAAAGCGCGGAGGAGUGCUCGAGGGAGCGGCCGAGAAGCAGCAGCAGGGGAUAUCGAUGAUAUGCGGUAGUCGAGGGAUUCCCCAGGGAGAGACAUGAGGGCGGCCGCCACCUACGUCCUGUUCCUUGCCCACCUCAUACAGGCGACAACCGCGAGCGGAUAUUUCGAGGUGCAGAUCCUCUCGCUGACGAACAACAGGGGCACUCUGGUGGACGGUAGAUGUUGCGGCGGAGGAGGCGGGGGCGGAAAAGGAGACUUCCCGCCCUGCACGACGCCCUGCUCGACAGCCUUCUGGCUCUGUCUCAAGGAGUACCAGUCGAACGUCACUGCCAUCGGCUCCUGUAGCUUCGGCAACGUUUCUAGUCACGCCCUCGGCCCGAACACUUUCACCCUUACCAACCCCGUCACUCUACAACUCCACUUCACCUUCCGAUGGACGAGACAGUUCACGUUGAUCCUGCAUGCGAGGGACGAGGUGAGCGCCGGCGUGAUCGAAGAAGCGAGUUACAGUGGCAUCGUUUUGCCAGGACCCACGUGGCACACUCUCAAUCAUCAAGGAAGAAACGCUCAUUUAGCAUAUCGGGUGCGGGUCCAGUGCGCCGAACAUUACUACAAUGCGACCUGUACGAAAUUCUGCCGACCUAGAAACGACAUUUUUGGCCACUACACCUGCGAUGAAAACGGGGACAAAGUGUGCAUACAGGGAUGGAAAGGCGUCGACUGCGAGACAGCCGUGUGCAAGGAGGGCUGCCAUCCCGUGCAUGGCCACUGCAACGUCAGCGGCGAGUGCCAAUGUCGGCAUGGCUGGCGCGGUGAGCUGUGCGAUCAAUGUAUGCCCUAUCCCGGUUGCAAGCACGGCUACUGCAACGGCUCGAGCUGGCAAUGCAUCUGCGAUACGAAUUGGGGUGGAAUACUGUGCGACCAGGAUCUCAACUACUGCGGCACCCACGAGCCGUGCCAGAACGGCGGCACGUGCGAAAACACCGCGCCCGAUCAGUAUCGGUGCACGUGCCCGGAGGGCUUCUCCGGACCUACUUGCGAGAAGGUUGACAAUCCGUGUGCAUCCAGCCCAUGCCUGAACGGCGCGAUCUGUCGCGAGCUCGGCGAGAUCGCGCAGUGCGAAUGCGCCCCGGGAUUCACCGGAUCAUUUUGCGCGAUCGACAUCGACGAGUGCGCUUCGCAGCCGUGCCAAAACGGCGGUACCUGCGUGGACGGCAAGAACAGUUUCGUUUGUAACUGCCCGUCCGCCUGGCAAGGCGUGCUCUGCCAGUUCGACGUGGACGAGUGCACGCUCAAGGAGUCACCCUGCAAGAACUUUCUCACUUGUAUUAACCUGGCCGGAGAUUAUAGAUGCCGAUGCCGGAGUGGUUUUACCGGCAAGAACUGCACGAAGAAUAUCAACGACUGCGUCGGCCAGUGCCAGCAUGGUUCGCUCUGUAUCGACCUUGUAGACGACUAUCAUUGCAGCUGCACUCCCGGCUACUCCGGCAAAGAUUGCGACGUUGACAUCGACGAGUGCGCGUCCAAGCCGUGCCAGAACGGCGGCGAAUGCCGCGAUCUGGUGAAUGCUUACGAAUGCGUGUGCCCGGUGGGAUUCACUGGCUACCAGUGUGAAAUCGAUCGCGACCAUUGCAGCCCGAACCCGUGUCGCAAUUCGGCACCGUGUUUUAACACGCAGACCGAUUACUACUGUCACUGCCCGGCACAGUGGCAAGGCAGAAAUUGCUCGGAGCCGGCCUUGCAUAAUCCGCAAUUCGGCGUGUUGGACGACGGGCAGUCGGGAUGCGGCAGCGAAGGUACCCCGUGCGGCGGUAAGGGUCGAUGCAGCGGCGGCAGAUGCAUCUGCGAUCCGGGCUACACCGGCGUGCAUUGCCACGAGAACAUCAACGACUGUCGCGGCAAUCCCUGCCUAAAUGGUGGCACGUGCGUCGACCUGCUUAACUCGUUUCAGUGCAUCUGCAGGGAAGGUUGGAGCGGAGAUCUUUGUGACCAAAAUGUGGACGACUGCUUGACACAACCUUGCCGCAAUAAUGGUACCUGCGUGGACGGCGUGGCAGAUUUCACGUGCAUCUGCCAAGGCGAAUGGAAGGGCAAGACGUGCGCGCUGCACGGCGGCCACUGUGAACCGGGUACUUGCCGGAACGGCGGCAAGUGUGAGGAUCACGGCGAUAGCUUUACGUGCAACUGCACGCGCGGAUGGGAAGGCGCGGCCUGUCACAUCGCGUCGCCGUCAGCAUGCACGAGUAAUCCCUGCGCGAAUGGCGCGACUUGCGUGAAUACAGUCGAUGGCAGUUACCGGUGCGUUUGUCGCGAAGGCUUCGAAGGGCCGAACUGCCAGCGCAAUGUGGACGACUGUCAGCCAUUGCCAUGCCUGAACGGUGGCAAAUGCGUGGACGGUGACAACUGGUUCAGAUGCGAAUGUGCGCCCGGCUUCACUGGCCCGGAUUGCCGCAUCAACGUGAACGAAUGCGCGAGCGAUCCGUGCACCAGCGGUGCCACGUGUGUGGACGGCAUCGCGAGCUACUCGUGCAUCUGUCCACCCGGCAGAACUGGUCCGCGAUGCGAGAUUCGUACAGCUGGUGGACCUGGCUGCACGGCCGCCACGUGGGAGGAUGACUGCAACGUAUGCGAAUGCCGGAACAGUAAGAACCAAUGCAGCAACGUCUGGUGCGGGCCGGGCAACUGUCUGAAUGGCACCUCUUGCUUGGCUCACGAGGUCUGCGUUCCUAGUCCGGGCGAAAGUUGCCUGGCACCGCCGUGUCCGGCGUGGGGCGAGUGUCGUCCCAUCGAAAUUGGAAGGCGAGUCGGCCCACCGGCGCUACCAGCUCCACCGUCCUGUUGGCCCGGACAAUCCACGCUCGGGUCAACUUGCUCGAGACUCACGAUACUAUUACGGAGGGACACCCUGGCGUCUGGCACGUCGGUGGAGCUACUAUGCCGUCGUCUGAGGAAGCUUCUGGCCGAUCCACGAAGGCCACAGUCGGUAGUAUUGCUAUGCGAUCUGAAGCCUGGCGACAACGACACGGUGGAAGUAACCAUCUUCUCUGAAGCGGCAGCAGACGCGGCUCGCGAUCUCGGUGAAACGCUCAGUCGUCCACUAGCUAGACCUCUCGUUUUGGUUUCUGUGUUAGAGGUCAAAGUAGAAACAGCAUUGCUCAGCGAGCCUAGUUCGGCGAGUGCAGCCAAUGCCGGUGGUUACGUGACCGUUCUGGGCAGCGCUCUAGCGAUUGUACUGCUGCUGGCGCUAUUUGGUAGCCUCUGGUACCUCAGAACUAUGAGGCAUAGAUCGAACCUGACGGCGACUACCAGCAGCGAGACCUCGUUGCACCGCCAUCGCAGCGAUCUGGACGAAAAGUCGAAUAAUCUUCAGAACGAGGAAAAUCUGAGAAGAUAUGCCAAUCCGCUCAAAGAUCAGGAUUCCGAACCCCGUGUGUCCGUUGUAAGACCUCUGUCAGGCACUUCUCUUGGCACAUUGACCGGCACCGAGGAGAGUCUCGAAAUGGUGUCUGAAGAAGGUAGACAUCGUUUGCCACCACUCUACAAACCGCCCAGCGCGGAAGCUAGGAACAAUACGGCCAGUUUUAGUUAUGAGGAAGGACCGCACAAGCCUUACAUCAAGCCCAGACUGCAAGAACCGCCGUACCCUCAUCAGCAGCCAGGUACCAGUCAGAUGUCGGGGCCGCAUCAAGUGCUAACGGUACACGUGUGAUUAAAUAUCAUUAAAGUAAUGUCAAGAACAGUUGGAUAGUGUCAGUGAUUUUCUUGAUUUUUCUUGCAUACAUGAAUGCAUUAAUGAAAAUUCUUAGGGAUUAGAAGGUAACGCUAGAGACUGAACGCUUACUCGGACGAUCAGUUUUUUUUUGUGAUAAUGGGAAAUGUGACUCUCGAUUUCGAGAUAACUUGAGAUGGCUCUCUCCUGAGGUUCUUCUUUAUGAAAGUUGAGCCACUGUCUAGGGUAUAUAUCUAGGGAUAGAAAUGCAGAAAAAAAAGAAAAAGAACGCACGAUUUUUAUAGGGCUCAGCAAUACAAUUAUGUUAUAAGAUAAUGCAUAAAUUUUCAUUGCCUCUACGAAGCGCAUCUUUUUAUGAUCGCUUCAUUCAUAGUAUUAUUAGAAUAUUUUUGAUUAUUAAAAUUUUCAAUUUUUUAAUAAUUGUAAAAUAAUUAGCAAAAAUAUUAGCACAGAUUUUCAAAUUCAAAAUUUGUUAAAUUAUUAAAAUUUUUCCUCUUUUUCUAUUUGUCCGACCCUUUCGUGUUUCUAUACGACAAUAAAAGAUCGACAAUUAUAAAUAAUUUUAAUGAUAAUAAUCAGUUGUUAUCAGUUGUACAUAUGUACAUAGCUCGUACUUAUUAAUUUCGCUAAGCCUCUAUAUUUCCUUCGCAUCCCCUUCGGCGUUGCCAUUCCUCCUUCCUAUAUGCGCCUCGAUUUUAUAUGUUUAUAUUUAAUACCCUUUUGAUAUUACUAUAUAUUGCCAUUGCUAGCAUUUUUUAUUUUCAUAAUUUGAAAAAUAGGAUGGCACCGUCGCAUCUACGAGAUGUAUUGUACGUUUGUCGUGUAUAAUUGUCGAAGCGAAACUGCACUCCAUUCGAGAUCAGGAGACGUAACGUGUAAAUAAAUUUGACAAAAAAUACGAGAAUUUUUUUUAAGUAUUAUUUGGAAUUAUUGCGAUUAAUCGUGCAGACAAUCGCUCGAUCAUCGUACGUGAAAGUGUGCUUUGUAUGAUAUAAUGUGGGCUUCAAACGUUCCUUCAGAUGAUAUUAUUGUGAUACUCAUAGAGGAAACAACGUUAUUGUAUAGCAUUACUAUGGUACACCGCGUGUUCAUUUACUUCAACACUUGCUCGAGUUUUAUAUUUUUUCACGAAAACACGUGAUUUUUACGCGAUGAGAAAUACUGCCAUUGCGAGAGAAUGUGCUACACGAUACGCUAAAUCGCGGCGGCGCAUUAACUUGUAAAGAACUAUAUUAGCGGCGUAAAUGUAAUAAGUUUUAGAACGUAUUCGAAUGCAGAAUAAAAACAAACGAUGUACAUAUAGUGACGCUAUUGCAUCGUGGAACGAUGUAAAUAAAUCGUAAGUACACAUUGUCCAGAUCGUUUUCAUCUCCAGUCAUUAUCGACCUACCCCUAGAUGUGCAAUUCGUUCUCUUCUUUUUUAUAUACUAGCAUUUUCCGUAUCCCCUAGCGAAGUGUCCACAACAGACUAGUUUAAACUGAGAAGCUCGUUUUAGGCGUACAUAGAUUUACAGCAGGAAGGAACAAAGUUUUAUAAUAGAUACUUUAUUUUGUAGAGAAAGCUAUAUUAUUGUACGAAUACAUAUAGAGAAGAGAGUGAGAGACGAUGAAAAUAUAUAUAUAAAUAUAUAUUAUAUAUUAUUUUAUAUAUUAUAUUAUUUUUAUUUUAUUGUCUCGUAUUAAUUAUUUUCAGAUCAUAAGCAAUAGUUGAUCAUUAUCACAUGAUUUUUUCGUCGUCCUCAAAGCGAAACGACAAUAGUAAAAAUCUGUCAAACUAAUGCUUUUGGUCUAAUCGACGAUAAAUAAUUAUCGACAACAUUCACGCGUUGUGAUUAUUCGUGUUUGAUAUCGAGAAAUGUGCAAAUGAAUGCGUGUAUAUAAGCUCCCUCCCAUUAUCCCCUCUCCCCCGCAUAGGUUUACGACGAUGUGAAGGAUUUCAAAUAAAAAGUACAACCCUUCAA
Wasmannia auropunctata (little fire ant) is the source of this 7140-nucleotide messenger RNA. It is a transcript of the gene Ser, whose product is annotated as protein jagged-1. Gene Ontology annotation, cellular component: membrane. The transcript has 6 exons. Bases 1544 to 5158 code for a protein of 1204 amino acids. The record is from RefSeq and is a predicted model, not a curated record. Gene Ontology annotation, biological process: Notch signaling pathway; multicellular organism development; cell communication. Gene Ontology annotation, molecular function: calcium ion binding; Notch binding. NCBI's taxonomy places the organism in Eukaryota, Metazoa, Arthropoda, Insecta, Hymenoptera, Formicidae.